Molecule: messenger RNA, 1308 nt
Organism: Amaranthus tricolor (Joseph's coat)
Lineage: Eukaryota; Viridiplantae; Streptophyta; Magnoliopsida; Caryophyllales; Amaranthaceae
Exons: 8
Coding region: 333-1010 (225 amino acids)
Biological process (GO): GPI anchor biosynthetic process
Cellular component (GO): endoplasmic reticulum membrane
Source: RefSeq, a predicted model, not a curated record
UUGUGAAUUACGCAACGAAAUGAAAUGAAAAUCGAGGUAAAGUUACUAGAGCAUCUGUGAUGGUAUUAUAUUACACAACUGAAAAUUAACCUUGAAAUAUUAAAACGCUCCAAUUUAUAAUUUAUAGAUGUAUAUCCGUUCCACCGUUAGGAUAUACUGAUGAACUGUUAAACCUCUACUGACGCCAUUGCCGGCGGCAAUCACUAACCCUAAUUGCAUUCCGCCAAUCACCGGCAAUCAUGAACUCUAAUUCAGAUAACUGAAAGUAUCUUUGAAAUCCAGGAUUCAAUUCAAACUAGAAAUUCAUCUAGAUUCAUACUUUUCAAGUUUCAAUGGAAGGAAACACGAUUUCGAAUGCAUCAUCACUUGGCGCAUUGUAUUUUUUGUGGCAUUUGCUGUGUGGAUUGGGUAUACCAAUAGCUUUUUGGUUAGCGCAUCGAUUCUAUUAUGUCAAUCUCAUUUCUUCUCCUCAUUCUACUUUGCUUAUACUUUGGGUUGUUCAAUGUCCCAUUUUAAUCCUACUUUCCAGUUUUUUCAGGAAAGAUCAUGGGAAAUGCUCGUACUUGAAGGCUGUAGGGCGGGGAUUGCUUGGGCUUUUUUCAGGCGCCUUGGUUUUUGCUUUGGGAGCUAUUAGCUUGGGUGCUCCAGUCGGCUCAAAGUAUGUGCUUAGCACAAUUAAUUGGUCCCUGCUGAUGUCAUUAUUUACAUUCUCACCAGCUGCUGCUAUCUUUGGUGCAUCUUGGGCAGAUUGGCAACGAAUUUAUGCAAAGACUCGGCCAACUGGACCUGUUGAUUUUAUGGUUUGCCUUCCAGCGCACGGUUCUAUUAUUGGUUCAUGGUUUGGGGCGUGGCCAAUGCCGCUUGAUUGGGAGAGGCAAUGGCAGGAAUGGCCCAUAUGUGUGACAUACGGAGCGCUGAUCGGCUAUGCAACUGGCAUGCUGGCAUCUUUUGUAUUGCUUCUUUCUAGCUAUUGGAGGCAGAGGCAGAGACCGUACACGAAAGUAGACUAAUACUAGGGAAAUCCGAUCCCUUGCCUAUAUCAUUGUACUACAAGUACAAGGUUUGAUCUUAAAUCUAGUUUAGGUCUUUUCUUUGUAGGGUUGAGAAAACCAAUUAAGCAAAGAAUGAUUUGGCGACGCAUAUGUGGUGAAACCGUUGGUUGCUUUGAAUAGUGGUAGAUUUGUGUUAGAGAUACAGAUACACCCUAAUAUUUUGAUAUUAAGACUGACAAUAUUGUUAUAAUGAUACAAAUACACAUAUUUGUAUUGGCUUCUAAAAAUAGUAUUAUUGCAUUAAUGUUGACUUUCU